GAGACAAGAAAGAGGAAAAGAGGAACCUUACAAGUGAGAAGGAACAAGCCAACCAUUAUUUUAAAAAAAGAUGCGGAGAUGCCCAGCUGCAAUGUGGUGGACAAAAACUUAAAAGGAACUUCUGCACCAUAGUAUCUCUUGUUAACACCUCCCCAUAUCAGCUUGUUUGGUGCAGUACCCAAGCCGGGCCAUCAAUUCCCUCUAGUCAACCUCAGCUGGGCCAGGCCAAAGCCCCGUACUUCAGAGAUGGGGGUGGCCAAAGUCAUCCGCCACUUCAGUGUCGGGGGCGGGACAGGAGAACUCCAAGAAGAUGAGUCAGUGGAAUCCCCCAAGAGCUGCCACAAUGGCAAGCUCGUCACCAUCCAGCCACGCAGUCGUUUUGUGAGGAAGGAUGGCCGCUGCAAUGUGCAGUUUAUUAACAUGAGUGAAAAGGGUCAGCGGUAUCUCACUGAUCUCUUCACCACAUGUGUGGAUAUCCGCUGGCGCUGGAUGUUUGUCAUCUUCUGCCUUUCUUUUGUGCUUUCCUGGCUUCUCUUUGGCUUCACCUUCUGGCUCAUUGCUGCACUUCAUGGAGACCUUGCACCUGACCAUCCACCCAACUCAAGGCCUUGCUUCUCCGAGGUCACCAGUUUCAUGGCCGCCUUCCUCUUCUCCUUGGAGACACAGACGUCCAUUGGAUAUGGCUUCCGUAGCGUGACAGAGGAAUGUCCAUCUGCUGUCCUGGCUGUGGUCCUGCAGUGCAUUCUGGGAUGCAUCAUUGAUGCCUUCAUCAUUGGUGCAAUUAUGGCCAAGAUAGCCAAGCCAAAGAAACGCAACGAGACCCUUGUUUUUAGCGAGACUGCUGUGGUGGCCAUGCGUGAUGGAAAGCUCUGCCUUAUGUGGCGUGUGGCUAACCUGCGGAAGAGCCAUCUGGUAGAGGCCCAUGUCCGUGCCCAGCUACUGCAGCCUCGUGUGACCCCUGAAGGCGAGUACAUUCCCCUGGACCACAGUGAUGUUAAUGUGGGCUUUGACAGUGGCACUGACCGCAUUUUUCUGGUGUCACCUGUGACAAUUGUGCAUGAGAUUGAUGCUGAAAGCCCUCUGUAUGAGUAUGGUCCUAUGGAGCUGGCAAAAGCUGACUUUGAACUGGUGGUCAUUUUGGAAGGUAUGGUAGAAGCUACAGCAAUGACCACUCAAUGCCGUAGCUCCUAUCUGCCAAGUGAACUGCGCUGGGGACACCGCUUUGAACCUGUACUCUUUGAACGGCAUGGUCACUACGAGGUUGAUUACCAGCACUUCCAUCGUACAUAUGAGGUGCCUGGAACCCCAGCAUGCAGUGCCAAGGAGCUAAGCCAACGUAAAUACAGGGUCUCACCUGUUGGAACCACUGCUGCUCGUUCUUCCUUCUGCUAUGAGAAUGAAGUAGCACUGGCCACUUGUCAUGAAGAAGAAGAGGAGGAAGAAGAAGAAAGGCAGGAAAAUCAGAGGGUGAAUGUGGAGAAUGAAAUGGCCACUAACACGUGACGUGAUCCAUGUCCCUGAACUGAGGAGAGCUGAGGAAGGGUGGGGUAGCACCAUCACCAGACUUUCCAUAGUUGGGCUGUUGAAAUAAUUGGCCAAAGGGUCAUAUUUUCAUACUUUGACUGUCUGUCCCCCCAAAGCCAAAGGUCUCAGCUUGAUCAUUCCUAGAAGAAAUACCAUGGAACAAACAGAAGGCUUCGUUUGUCUCUGAAGAGGGUUAAGGGGUUAUAGAUAUAUGUGUAUGUGAGGGGGAAGGGGAAAUUUAAACACAAGGGAAACCUGAGAGAAAGAAUACCUAUUUCAUGGGCCUCAAAACAGUCCAUGUAUAAUCUGAUGUUUAUGGUAAUGUGAAUUAAGAUUACAGUAGUUAGAUGGGAAUCUGUUGGAUCAUCUAUAUGUUUAUUGUACGGAGCUUGAAAGCUGUAUCAGAGGAUGCUUGAGGAUGUUCUUCUGAUGGCUGCCCCACCGCAGCUGUCUUACGUAUGAAGCUCCAUGAAGCACAUGGAGAAAAAGCAUUCUGUGAACAGUGGAAGUGAUGGGUCAGUGGAACUCUACAGAAUCGGAAUAUGUCUGGUCUGUAAUGAAAAUGCAGCAGAGGGAGGCUGUUCUCCAGAGUUUAGAGGGGUGCAUUUCUUUUUAGGUGCACUGAGAUAGAAAUGUUAUAUCCACAGUGCAAUAGCCUAAACAUAAACACCCCUUUCUCAAGCCCAGAUGAGAAAACCUUUUCUAAUAGUCCUGAAAAAGUAACUGGAAAUUCUUAACAAGCACACAUGCUGGGAGGUUUAUUAUUGUGGUAAUCAUAUUGUGAUAAUAUUUGAAAUAAAGGGAAUCUUUCUUUAUAAGAACGGAUAAUGUAGUGUACUGC
Python bivittatus (Burmese python) is the source of this 2365-nucleotide messenger RNA. RefSeq names its product potassium inwardly rectifying channel subfamily J member 14 (gene KCNJ14). The record is from RefSeq and is a predicted model, not a curated record. Gene Ontology annotation, molecular function: inward rectifier potassium channel activity. Gene Ontology annotation, biological process: regulation of monoatomic ion transmembrane transport; potassium ion import across plasma membrane. Lineage: Eukaryota; Metazoa; Chordata; Lepidosauria; Squamata; Pythonidae. Gene Ontology annotation, cellular component: plasma membrane.